Messenger RNA from Thrips palmi, 3773 nucleotides. RefSeq names its product protein phosphatase PHLPP-like protein (gene Phlpp). The transcript is spliced from 14 exons. The record is from RefSeq and is a predicted model, not a curated record. Lineage: Eukaryota; Metazoa; Arthropoda; Insecta; Thysanoptera; Thripidae. Gene Ontology annotation, biological process: immune response; transforming growth factor beta receptor signaling pathway. Gene Ontology annotation, cellular component: cell surface. Gene Ontology annotation, molecular function: transforming growth factor beta binding. The coding region runs from base 95 to 3253 and encodes 1052 amino acids.
GGCGCUGCCGCAGGCGUUGCUGUCCUUCCAGGACGCCGUCGAGGACCUGGUGCUGAACCGCAACGCGCUGGGCAAGGCGGACGACCCCCUGGAGAUGCUGACGCGGCUGCCGCGGCUGCGGCGCCUGCAACUGCGACACAACCAGCUCCGCCACCUCCCGGCGCACCUGCCCAAGCUGGUGCACCUGGUGCACCUGGACCUCGGCGACAACAACAUCGACGCGCUGCCCGAUGACGUCGACGGCAUGGCCAACCUGGAGGAGCUCCGCCUGGACCGCAACUCCCUGCGCGCGCUGCCCGCCGCCCUGACCCGCCUGCCGCGCCUGCGCGCGCUCUCCGCGGCCUACAACCUGCUGGAGGCCGUGCCCGCCUCCCUGCUGGCCAUGCGGGCGCUCACCCUGCUGGACCUGCAAGGGAACCGGAUAUCCGAGGAUGGACUCCCGCUGCCGGCCCCGGUGCCCGACAAGGACAACCUGGACCCCCUGGGCCCGCCGGGGAGGGUCAGCCUGCGCGCCAACCUGCUCAAGGGCCACAUCAUCCUGGGCAACUACGGGAACUUGACCCAGCUGGACGUGAGCGAGAACGCCAUCGAGGUGCUGGACCUGAGCGCGCUGAGCAAGCUGCAGACGCUGCAGUGCUCCAGGAACAGCCUCCGGGAGCUGUCCGUCAACGGGCGCCACCUCACCUCCCUCAUCGCCGGCAACAACCAACUCCGGACGCUCAACGCCUCCCCGACGCCGCUGCAGUUGGAGCAUCUCGAUGUGUCUUACAACUGCCUGGCCUCGCUGCCCGCGUGGGUGGGCGGCUGCUCGCGGCUGCGCGCCCUGUUCGCCUCGCACAACGACCUGACGGCCGUGCCCCAGCAGCUGCUGAGCGGCCAGCUGCCCCACCUGCACACGCUGCAGCUGUCCUACAACCAGCUGCAGCAGCUACCGGCCGCCAGCAGUCGCCUGCCGCUGGCCCUGCACCACUUGUUCCUGCAGAGCAACCGCCUGGCCGCCCUGCCGAGUCACCUCUUCGCCGUGGCCACCAGGCUCCGCGUGCUCAACGUGUCCAACAACCGGCUGGAGGAGCUGCCGCCGCCCGCGCCUCUGCAGGACCUGGAGGGCGACCGGGGCAGCCCGCUGGACAAGCUGUACCUCACGGCCAACUGCCUGGGCGACGCGGCGCUGCGAGGACUGGCGGCCUUCCGAAGGCUGCGCACCCUGCACGCCGCCUACAACCACCUGUCGCUGCUGCCUGACAGCUGCGUGGCGUCAUGGCCCGACCUGGAGGAGCUGGUGCUGUCGGGGAACACGCUGCGCAACCUGCCGGAGAACAUCGUGCAGCUGCGCCACCUGCGCGUGCUGCGCGUGCACUCGAACCAGCUGCGCAACAGCCCCUGCUUCGCCCGGAUGACGUCCCUCAAGGUGCUGGACCUGUCGCACAACCAGCUGGACCGCGUGAGCCUGGCCAAGCUGGCGCCGCCGCAGCUGCAGUUCCUGGACCUGUCCUGCAACUCGCGGCUCCACGUCGACCCCCGCCAGUUCAGCGUGUACCGGUCGCAGCGCCAGGGCGGCCCCGCCACCAUCAGCCUGGUGGACGUCUCGGGGCUGAACCGGAGCGCGCUGCCCACCGCGCCGCCCGUCCGGUCGCCGCCCACGCCCUGGGCCGUCGGCUUCUCGGAGACGCCGGGGCUGCGCGAACGGUUGUACAUAUCCCAGCUUCGACUGCCGGCCUUCUGCAGCUCGGAGGGGCUCUUCGGCCUGUUCGACGGCGGUGGCGAGGGGUCGCUCCCCGCCGCCCUGGUCAAGGCCGUGCCCCGCAUCCUGCUGGAGGAGCGCGCCGUGGCCGAGACGGCCGCCGACUACCUCAAGUACACGCUGCUGUCGGCGCACCGCGAGCUGCGCGAGCACGGCCAGAAGCAGGGCGCGUGCGCCACGCUCGUGCACGUGUCGCCGCGCGGCUCGCGCUACGUGCUGCGGGUGGCGAGCGUGGGCGAGGCCAAGGCCAUCCUGGCGCGCACCGACGGGCCCAUGACCCUCACCAGGGAGCAGGCGCCCGGCAGCAGCAGGCAUCCCCUGGAGAGCGCCGUGCGGUCGCAGCUGGGGUGCUCCGCGCUGUUCCCGCUGGUGCUGCCCGACCCCCACGUCGUGGAGCUGGAGCUGCGGGAGUCGGACGACUUCCUGGUGCUGGCCAACCAGCGCCUGUGGGAGGUGGUGUCGGAGCGGGAGGCGGUGCAGGAGGUCCGGGCGGCCUCCUCGCCGCUGCUGGCGGCCAAGCGCCUGCAGGACGUGGCGCAGAGCUACGGCUGCGAGGACAACGUGAGCGUGCUGGUGCUGCGGCUGGGGGCGCUGACGGCCAGCGUGCAGGGCCAGCAGGGCCAGGCCCACUGCGUGGUCACGGACUUGAGCUCCACGCUCCGCAGCCACCGCCACACGCUUCCCGACGUCGCCGACGACAGCAUAUCGCCGUGCUCGUGCUGCGCGCCGUGCUGCCGCUGCCGCCACGACCGCUCCUCGCCGUCCGGGCAGAGUGACCAGGCGAGCUGCGAGUCGCGGACCGCCCUGCCCGUGCCGCACAUGGCCAACGUGACCAUGGCGCCGCAGCCCGCGCCGCGCCGCCCCACCGGCACCGUGUCCAGCGGCACGGGCAUCUUCAAGUCCGUGCGCUGCCGCGUGGACAACGGUUACAGCCAGGGCUACAGCCAAGGCUACAGCAGCCACCGCGGGACGGGCACCAGUGGCUCGGGCGGCUCGGGGUGCUCCGACUCCGGCGGCGACACGAGCGGCUCCGGCGGCUCGGGCUCGGACCGGUCGCACCUCAGCGAGGAGCAGUUCCGCUGCUGGGAGUACAUGCUGGAGCAGAACACGCAGCUGCUGUUCGACAAGGAGCUGGACACGCUGUCGAGGGCCUUCACCAGGACGGGGCCCAGCAGGCCGCUCGCCAUGCCGGUGCACGCGGCCCGCGGCCUGGGCCAAGGCCUGGGCAGCCGCGCCCUGUCGUCGUCUUCGCCGCACCUGGCGGCGUCGGCGUCCCGGCCGAUGCAGCUGCUGCACACGGGGCCCAACGCCGCCUACUUCGGGUCGCUGCAGCGACUCAUGCCCUACAACCUCGAGUACGACUUCGACGUGAUCCACGAGCGGGCCGAGAGCCGCAGCGCCAACGGACACAGCAUCAGCUCGCUGGCCGACCGCGACCGCGGCGACCAGGACUCGCUGGAGCAGGACGGCCGGAUGAGGAAGUACUGGGACGUGGCCACCACGGAGCUGUAGGCCAAUCGGGCUCCAGUGUACAGAUGUAGACAAGUCUUCGUGUAUCUAUAUGUGAAUAUGUGUAAAUUUGUGUGAGGAUGUUGUGCGUGUUUAAUUUGACACUGAUGACUGAUCUGAAUGAGCAUGAGAGACUCAUGGCAUGAAUCAUGAAUAGCCAAUUACGGUCAUGGAACCAAAAUAUCGGGGAGUUUUCUUCUACUGAAAACUGUCUUAAAAGCAGUAUUAAAUGUAUUUUUUGAUCUAGUCGAUUCAUAAUAGUUUCUUUUAGGCCGCUUUGCUCGCGGUGCAGCGAGCUCACCUGGUCGUUCCUCACUGUUGGUAGCAAAGAGGAAUGACAUGAUCACAAGUGUUUACAAUUUGAAUGUACAAUUUUUCAGAGCAGGUAUUGUUAGGCCUAUGUCCACCCUCUUGUGGCCCAUUUGCUCUUUUUGUUUCCAAACAGUAAAUGCUGGUAAUUUUUUCUUGUUCCAAUUGUGUUGUUUGGCUUUACUGAUUGCUUUAAAUUUUAACUGAAUACUUA